CUUUCACAUCCAUUGCUGGUAAACUACCAUUUGAGGACUAGUUCUUUCUCUUUCUCUUAUUCUUCCCAACGAUCACAGCAUUUACCUAUCUGCAAGCUACUCCUAUUUUCAAAUAUGGGUAGACAGAGAGAUCAAUUUUGGGAUCAUGCUAAGAAUGAAAAUGGCCGUUUCAAAUGUAAUUAUUGUCAACAAGAUUUUCCUGGAGGUGCAUCAAGGAUUAAAGCACAUUUGGCCGGAAUUCCAGGUCAUGACAUAAAGGCAUGUAAUGCCGUGCCUCAAGAUGUUCAAGAAAAAGCUCAAGCAACCCAAAAAAAAAGAGAAGCUCACGUAACUCAAGGGACCAACAAAAAACUUAAAAGUGUAUCAACCUCAGCUUCAAAACCAAAAACUAAGACAAUUAAAAUUGUCAACCAGGGUAAGGAAGAAUAUAGGGCUGAAAUUAUCCUCAAUGAUGUUAUCGACAGACUAAUAGCCCAUGUGUCUUCACUUGCCACUGAGCAUAUCAAUUUUGAUUUGAGUUUCAAGGUGGAUCUUCUUGAAACAUUAUUCAAGAUUAAAUUCGUGUUAGGUGAUGCUCAAAAGAGGCAAUCAAGUGAUGAGUCUAUGGGGAUUUGGUUAACUGAGCUUAGAAAUGUAGCUUAUGAUGCUGAUAAUGUGCUAGACAAGUUUAGCUAUGAGAGUUUUUGGCAAAAGGUACGGAUUCAAAAUCAAAUGAUGGAUCAGGUAUGUAACUUUUCAUUAUGCAAUUUUGAUGAAGUUAAGGCCAUCAAACAAUCGUUGGAUAAAAUUGUGAAUGAUGUAGCUGACUUUGGUCUUAGAAUGGAGAUGGUGAAUUCAAUCCCCAAAAUUAGCUUGGACAUGAAUAUAGACUCCCUCCUCAAUGAUUCAGAAGUUGUAGGAAGAAAACAAGAUAUCAAAAAAAUAGUAAACUUACUUAUUAGUUCAAGCAAUCAACUCUUUGUUCUUCCUAUAGUGGGUAUGGCAGGUAUUGGAAAGACAACUUUAGCAAAACUUGUGUAUAACAAUGAACUGAUAAAGAAACAUUUUGAUGUACUAGCAUGGGUAAAUGUCGGUAAAAAUUUUGAUGUUGAAGGGAUUUUAAGAGAGAUUCUUAAAUCUCUUAGAGAAGACUUGAUUUAUCAUUUAUGUGCAUAUGAUGAAGUACGUCAAAUAUGUGCAAAAAUUUUGGGGGAGAAAUAUCUUCUCAUACUUGAUGAUGUGCAUAAUGAAGAUCCUAAGAAAUGGGAUACUUUAAAAGGUUACUUAUUAGAGUUCAAUUCUAAUACAGGAAAUAAUAUUGUUGUUACAACCCGUAGUGAUAAUGUGGGGCAAAUCAUGAAGAUACAUCAUCCCCCACAUCACUUAGAGAAGUUAUCAAAAGAUGAUUGUUGGUCUAUAAUGAAAAAAAGAACACUCAUAGAUGGAAGAAGUCCAUUAACUUUAGAUUUGGAGGUUAUUGGUAGGGAAAUUGCUAAAAGAUGUGGAGGGGUUCCAUGGGCUGCAAGAGUUUUAGGGGGAACAAUGUGCUUUCAAUUUGAUAAAAACAAAUGGCUGGAGAUUCAAAAUAAUAAAAUUUGGGAUUUGUUGGAUGAAGAUAAUAGUGAUAUGUUUCCUGUGCUUAAGUUAUGCUUUGAUCAUCUUCCAAGACCAUCUUUAAAACGAUGUUUCGCAUAUUGUGCAAUAUUCCCUAAAGAUUAUGACAUGAAAAAGGAUGAAGUAAUUCAGUAUUGGAUGGCUGAAGGGUUCCUACUAGCUAAAGAAGCUAAUAUGGAGAUGGAAGAUAGUGGUAACAUAUAUUUCAAUAUUUUGUUGGCCACUUCCUUUUUCCAAAAUGCUAGAAAGGAUGCCUACGAGGAUGGUUAUCGGAUUACAGAAUUGGGAGCUUUAAAGAAUCUCAGAGGAGAAAUAAACAUAUACAAUCUAGAGAUGGUGGAAGAUGAGGAAGAAGCCAAAAGUGCAAAAUUAAAAGAAAAGGAAAUAUUCAACUUGGGAUUAUACUGGGAUGAAGAUUAUUACGUUCCUGAUGAUGAAGAUUAUUACGAUUCUGAUGAUGAAGAUUAUUACGUUCCUGAUGAUGAAGAUUAUUACGAUGAUGAAGAUUAUUACGAUUCUGAUGAUGAAGAUUAUUACGUUCCUGAUGAUGAAGAUUAUUACGAUUCUGAUGAUGAAGAUGAAAAGGUGUUGGAAGGCCUCCAGCCUCACCCAAAUUUGAAAAGCUUAACAAUCGAAGGGAAAUGUGAAGAAGUUCCAACUCUGGGGCAAUUACCCUGUCUUAGGGUUCUUGAAAUGGAAGGAAUGGGGAAGGUAAGAUGUAUAGGAAGUGAGUUUUACUUUUACAGUGAUGGGAGUUACAGAAAUACUACUACUACAUUAUUUCCGGCAUUGAGAAUACUCAAAUUGACGUGGAUGGAAACCCUAGAAGAGUGGAAGGAUGCAAAGGAGUUGACAACUGCAGAUGAGGUGUUGUUUGUGUUUCCUUGCCUUGAGGAGUUGACCUUAUAUAAGUGUCUUAAACUGAGAGAUUUGCCAGACUCACUGCUCACCUGCGUUUCCCUUCAGAAGUUGGUAGUAGAGUAUUGUCCUAUGCUGAGGUCAUUGCCAGGUGUCCGGUCCAGUGGGUUACAAUAUUUGGAGAAUGGGGAUUGUCGUCGUCUGCCUUCUUCUUCUACUUCCUCCAUUCACCCCUCCCAGCGGGUUGUUGGUUUGUCUUCGCUAUAUCACAAUUUGAUUGAGAUCAAUUUGAGAAAUUGUUGGGAAUGUGAAGAAGUUCCCACUCUGGGGCAAUUACCCUGUCUUAGGGUUCUUAAAAUAAGAGGAAUGGGGAAGAAGUACUACUACAAAAUUAUUUCCGACAUUGAGAAUACUCAAAUUGGAGAGGAUGGAUUCCCUAGAAGAGUGGAAGGAUGCAAAGGAGUUGACAACCGCAUAUGA
Molecule: messenger RNA, 2931 nt
Organism: Quercus lobata
Lineage: Eukaryota; Viridiplantae; Streptophyta; Magnoliopsida; Fagales; Fagaceae
Product: putative disease resistance RPP13-like protein 1
Exons: 6
Coding region: 115-2931 (938 amino acids)
Molecular function (GO): DNA binding; ADP binding
Source: RefSeq, a predicted model, not a curated record